Molecule: messenger RNA, 1065 nt
Organism: Mauremys mutica (yellowpond turtle)
Lineage: Eukaryota; Metazoa; Chordata; Testudines; Geoemydidae
Product: immunoglobulin superfamily member 1-like
Exons: 4
Coding region: 63-728 (221 amino acids)
Source: RefSeq, a predicted model, not a curated record
CCAGCGGGGGGGUCUCCCUGGGGGGAGCCGUGACCAUCCGGUGUCGGGGGCAGCGCCGGGACAUGCGGUUCGUGCUGAAUAAAGAGGGACGUCAUUUCCCACCUGUGGAUUCGGACGGGUUUGAGGCCGAGUUUUCCAGUAGCAACGUUCACCGGGAUCUUGGCGGGAGCUACAGCUGCUCCUAUCACAGCAGAUCGGAGCCGUUUGCCGUGUCGUACCCCAGCGACCCCGUGGAGCUGGUGGUGAGAGAUCCCAGCUUACCCAGACCCUCCAUCUCCCUGAGCCCCACUGGGGUCACCGCUCCAGGGGCAGACGCCACCAUCCGGUGUCAGGGGCAGCGCCAGGACGUGAGGUUCUUCCUGCACAAGGCUGGAGACCUGAACCCGCAGCGACACAUGGACCCUGCUGGGGCCGGGGCCGAGUUCCGCAUCCCCAGCGUGGGCCGGCAGCACAGAGGGAACUACAGCUGCAGCUACCGGCUCCAAACUGAGCCCUUCGUUUCGUCAUACGCCAGCAACUCUGUGGAGCUGGUGGUAGCAGGGGGAACCGACCCGACCCAGCCUGGAGCGGUGCCGGCUCCCACCCGCCCGAGUACAGCAGCCCCUUCAGGGCACCCGGAUUUCACCCAUGGCAACAUCGCCCGCCUGGGGCUGGGCGCCGCGGUCCUGCUCGUCCUGGGGCUGAUCCUGGCCAAGGCCUGUUACAGCCGCCCGAGGGGGGCGCCCUAACUGAGGUGACCCCUUUGUCGCUCGCCUCUGGAUCCUUUUUCCAGUUUCUCCACCUCCUUUCUAUGGAGCGGGGACCAGAACUGGACACAGCGUUCCCGGCCUGCCCAGCGCCGAGCAGAGCGGUUCUCACUGCCCGGGACGUGCGCGCUGCACCUCUGGUAGUGCAGCCCAAUGUUGCAUUUGCUUUUGUCUUGCACCGGCAUCGCGUUGCUGACUCACGUCGAGGGUGCGAUGAUCCACCACAGCUCCCCGCUCCGUCCCAGCAGUGCUGCUGCCAACCCAGCUACCCCCAUCCUGCGUUUGUGCAUUUGGUUUUUCUUCCCUAAGUGCAGCACCU